Myzus persicae (green peach aphid) is the source of this 1457-nucleotide messenger RNA. Its product is annotated as facilitated trehalose transporter Tret1-like. The coding region runs from base 1 to 1428 and encodes 475 amino acids. Gene Ontology annotation, molecular function: transmembrane transporter activity. NCBI's taxonomy places the organism in Eukaryota, Metazoa, Arthropoda, Insecta, Hemiptera, Aphididae. The transcript is spliced from 6 exons. Gene Ontology annotation, biological process: transmembrane transport. The record is from RefSeq and is a predicted model, not a curated record. Gene Ontology annotation, cellular component: membrane.
AUGUCCAAUAAAAUUGACAUCGACGGACCCAAUCCUGCCAAAAACUAUGGCGGGAUGUCGACGUUGGCACAAGUGUGCGCCACCAUAGCACAAAGUUUUUUAUUAGUGGGAUUGGGCAUGGAGUUGACCAUGUCAACGAUUGUAAUUCAAGAUUUGUAUAAAAAUCCAAAAAGUGAAUUUUCGUUGACAACGGAGCAAGUAUCGUGGUACGGGAGCAUAUUGUUCGUAUUUCAUCCGACCGGCAGUUUUCUGUCGGGAUUCCUGCAGGACAGAUUUGGAAGGAAAAGAUGCAUGGUUUUAGCCAACAUACCCAGUAUUUUGGGAUGGAUAAUGCUAUACUACACACACUCAGUGGUUUCACUGUACACGUCCACCGUGCUGAUGGGGUUAAGUAUAGGGUUCAGCGAAGCUCCAAUAUUGUCUUACGUCGGCGAAAUAACCGAACCUAGGCACAGGGGAACGAUGGCUUCGUUGGCGUCCGCGGCGGGCAUGUUUGGGAUGUUGUUGAUUUUCAUUUUGGGGUAUUUUUUUGAAUGGAGAACCGUCGCAUUGCUGAGCACACUUUGUCCAAUCACGUGCAUAUGCCUCGUUAUGUUGAUCCCGGAGUCACCUUUAUGGUUGAUCGCCAACGGAAAAAUCGAAAAGGCUCAAAAGGCACUGUGUUGGUUAAGAGGAUGGGCGAAACCCGAAGUGGUAAAAACCGAACUCUCGGAACUCGUUCGGUAUAACGAAGUGUCCGGAACUCAAAAUGGCAAAGUCAACAUUGAAAAUGAAAAUAUACUUUCAAAAUUAGCACAACUCAUAGAUCCAUCCGUUUACAGACCUUUCAGAUUAGUGAUGAUUAUUUUUUUUAUUUCCUACAUUGCGUGUCUUUUACCUAGCAAACCGUAUUUUAGCCAAAUAAUGGGUGAAGUUGGUUUAUCAGAACAUCGAAGUUUGUUGUUUGUUAUUUUCGGCGUUCUGCAAAACGCUGGAUGCCUUAUACUAGUUUUAUCGGUGAAACACUUGGGAAAAAGAUUUUUAGCCAUAAUGUCGGUUUCGAUAAAUACUGUUUUGCUAUUUUUAUUCGGUCUAUACGUCAUGGCAUUGAAAAAUGGUUACACCACAUCAAUUCCUUGGAUUCCCACAGUCCUAUUAAGCGGAAUUUCUUUAUUUGGAACUUCUAUCAGCACUUUACCUUGGAUGUUAAUUAGCGAAGUCUUUCCUAACAAAAGCCGAGGAGUCGCUGCUGGAUCAUGUGAAGCUUCAUCGUAUUUGUUAAUGUUCAUACUAACAAAAUUAUACUUAACAAUUGAAAUUAAUUUAACCUUGGAGUACACUAUGCUUCUAUUUGGUGGUAUCGGGCUUUUUGGAUUGGUUUACAUAUAUUUUUAUUUACCGGAAACUGAAAAAAAAACGCUUUUAGAAAUUGAAGAAAAUUUCAAAUAAAUUGUAUAUAGUUAGUGCUUUACAUUUAA